GCCGUCCCGGCCGAGCCGGGGCCCCGAAGUCGGAGCGGGAGCCGGGCGGGCCGCGGGGUCAUGGCGGGGCCGCGGGGCGCGCUGCUGGCCUGGUGCCGCCGUCAGUGCGAGGGCUACCGCGGCGUGGAGAUCCGCGACCUGAGCAGCUCCUUCCGGGACGGCCUGGCCUUCUGCGCCAUCCUGCACCGGCACCGGCCCGACCUGCUAGAUUUUGAUUCGCUUUCCAAGGACAAUGUCUUCGAGAAUAACCGUUUGGCCUUUGAAGUGGCUGAGAAGGAGCUGGGGAUCCCCGCUCUCCUGGACCCCAGUGACAUGGUCUCCAUGAGCGUCCCUGACUGCCUCAGCAUCAUGACCUAUGUGUCCCAGUAUUACAACCACUUCUCCAGUCCUGGCCAAGCUGGUGUCUCACCACCCAGAAAGGGCCUGGCACCCUGUUCCCCGCCAUCUGUAGCACCCACUUCAGCGGAACCAGAAGAUGUGGCUCAGGGCGAGGAGCUUUCCUCAGGCAGCCUGUCAGAGCAGGGCACCGGCCAGACCCCCAGCAGCACGUGCGCGGCCUGCCAGCAGCAUGUGCACUUGGUACAGCGCUACCUGGCUGACGGCAGGCUGUACCACCGCCACUGCUUCCGGUGUCGGCGGUGCUCCAGCACCCUGCUCCCUGGGGCUUAUGAGAAUGGGCCCGAGGAGGGCACCUUUGUGUGUGCAGAACACUGUGCCAGGCUGGGCCCGGGGACACGGUCAGGGACCAGGCCUGGGCCUUUCUCACAGCCAAAGCAGCAGCACCAGCAGCAACUCGCAGAAGAUGCCAAGGAUGUUCCAGGAGGCAGCCCCAGCUCCAGUGCUCCUGCAGGGGCUGAGGCCGAUGGACCCAAGGCCAGCCCUGAGGCCCGGCCCCAGAUCCCUACCAAACCCCGGGUUCCUGGCAAACCACAGGAGCUGGCUAGCACCCCUGCAGGCCGCCCCACCCCCGCCCCCAGGAAGGCCUCCGAGAGCAUCGCCCCAGCACCCCCCACGCCCCGGCCCCGCUCCAGUCUGCAGCAGGAGAACCUGGUGGAGCAGGCUGGCAGCAGCAGCCUCGUGAACGGAAGACUACACGAACCGCCUGUCCCUAAGCCAAGGGGGACACCGAAGCCAUCUGAGGGGAUACCAGCCCCCAGGAAGGACCCCCCAUGGAUCACGCUGGUGCAGGCGGAACCAAAGAAGAAGCCAGCCCCACUUCCCCCAAGCAGCAGCCCUGGGCCACCAAGCCAGGACAGCAGGCAGGUGGAGAAUGGAGGCACCGAGGAGGUAGCCCAGCCGAGCCCAGCGGCCAGCCUGGAGCCCAAACCCUAUAACCCUUUUGAGGAGGAGGAGGACGAGGAGGAAGAGGCUCCGGCUGCACCCAGCCUGGCCACCAGCCCUGCCCUGGGCCACCUGGAGUCCACACCUAAGUCCCUGCACCCCUGGUACGGCAUCACCCCUACCAGCAGCCCGAAGACAAAGAAGCGCCCUGCUCCCCGCGCUCCCAGCGCAUCCCCACUGGCUCUCCACGCCUCCCGCCUCUCGCACUCGGAGCCGCCCUCAGCCACACCAUCGCCAGCGCUCAGUGUGGAGAGCCUGUCAUCCGAGAGCUCCAGCCAGACUGCAGGUGGGGAGCUUCUGGAGCCGCCAGCUGUGCCCAAGAGCUCCUCAGAGCCUGCUGUCCAUGCCCCUGGCACCCCUGGAAACCCUGUCGGCCUCUCUACCAACUCCUCUCUGGCGUCCUCUGGAGAGCUAGUGGAGCCUAGAGUGGAACAAAUGCCUCAAGCCAGCCCUGGCCUUGCCCCCAGGACCAGGGGCAGCCCAGGUCCCCAGCCAGCCAAGCCCUGCAGUGGUGCCACCCCAACACCUCUCUUGUUGGUUGGAGACAGGAGCCCUGUGCCUUCCCCUGGAAGCUCGUCCCCACAGCUGCAGGUAAAGUCCUCCUGCAAGGAGAAUCCUUUUAACCGGAAGCCAUCGCCUGCAGCGUCCCCAGUCACAAAGAAGGCCACCAAGGGUUCCAAGCCUGUGAGGCCUCCUGCCCCAGGACACGGCUUCCCACUCAUCAAACGCAAGGUCCAAGCUGACCAGUACAUCCCUGAGGAGGACAUCCACGGAGAGAUGGACACCAUUGAGCGCCGGCUGGAUGCCCUGGAGCACCGUGGGGUGCUGCUGGAGGAGAAGCUGCGUGGCGGCCUGAAUGAGGGCCGUGAGGAUGACAUGCUGGUGGACUGGUUCAAGCUCAUCCACGAGAAGCACCUAUUGGUGCGGCGAGAGUCCGAGCUCAUCUAUGUCUUCAAGCAGCAGAACCUGGAGCAGCGCCAGGCUGAUGUCGAGUAUGAGCUCCGGUGCCUCCUCAAUAAGCCAGAAAAGGACUGGACGGAGGAGGACCGGGCCCGGGAGAAGGUGCUGAUGCAGGAGCUUGUGACCCUCAUUGAGCAGCGCAACGCUAUCGUCAACUGCCUGGAUGAGGACCGGCAGAGGGAGGAAGAGGAAGACAAGAUGUUGGAAGCCAUGAUCAAGAAGAAAGAGUUCCAGAGGGAGGCUGAACCCGAGGGCAAGAAGAAGGGGAAGUUCAAGACCAUGAAGAUGUUGAAACUGCUAGGAAACAAACGUGAUGCCAAGAGCAAGUCCCCCAGAGACAAGAGCUAACAGCACGAGAAGCCAGUUGGGGACUGCCCCCUCCUGGACCAGCUCCUGGGCUGUGCUCUGUUUGAAGGGGGCCCUGCUCCCCUCAGAUCAGUCAGGAGGAAGAUGACUAAGGGGAGGGAUCCUCUGGGUGAUGGCCUCUUCCUUCUCAGGGGCCUCUGACUGCUCUGGGCCAAAGAGUCUCUUCUUUCUUCUCCGAGCCCCAGGCAGCGGUGACUUGGCCCUGCCCAACCUGAUUCUGAUGACUGCAGAUGCUGCAGUCCCAAGGGGCAAAUAGGGUCCCAGGGUCCAGGGAGGGGCACCUGCUGAGCACAUCCGCCCCCUCACCCUGCCCAGCCCCUGCCAUGAGCUCUGGCCUGGGUCUCCACCUCCAGGGUCCUGCUCUUCCAGGCAGGCCAGGAAGUGGCGCUGGGCCACACUGGCUUCUUCCUGCCCCAGCCCUGGCUCUGAGUCUCUGUCUUCCUGUCCUGGGCAGGCGCCCCUGGAUCUCAGUUUCCCUCACUCAGGAGCUCUGUUUCUGAAGUCUCCAGUUAAGUUUGAGUUUAUGACUGAGAGGCCUGUACUGUCAGACGUGAAUGGGCCUGACGGGCAAAUCCAUCCCUCUCUCCCUCACAGUUCCAGGAGCAGCUUCCCUCGUCUCCCCUUACUCCACAGGGAGCCUCCCUUGCCAGGACCAGGGCUGCAGUGGCCAUGCUGGGGCAGGUGGGUGCCCUGUUGGCUGCUCUCAGUGCUGCCCCCAGGCUGCAGUUCCGGUCCCUGGUUGUCAGGUAGGAAGAGGGUGCACUCGAAGCACGUGCUCAUCUCGUUUCCUUAAUGUCUGUAGUCUGACCCCUCAUUUAGGCUUUCCUCCGCCACCCCGGUCCAGGGGAGAGGCUCGCUCCCGCCCGUGGUCAUCACCGGUCUGUCUCCCCUGUUGUCUGUUCUCUCCCUGACUCCCUCCCACCGAAGGCCUGGUGGCCACUCGCCCCUCUGGGAUAGCUAUGGGAGAGGAGGAGCGAUGGGGGCCACCACAGGAAAUGUGCCCAGCAGCUCUUGGUCAAAGCACUGUUGCUAUAAGCUAUCUCUGGGACGCCUCUAGGCCCCCUUCCCUCUACACACCUCUGGGAAAAGAUCACACUGUAUUAACUCUCGAGGAGUUUCCUCGCCAAUAAACAGACAACCUCAGCUGCCAGUGCCCUGCCGCCUCUGGCCACAGCGGCAGCCUCGUCUGCCCUCCUGCCUGCCUCUGCCACAGCUGGUGGCUGAGCAUCUCUGGUCGCCCAGAGGCCAUGUUGGGGCCAUCCUCCAAGAGGGAUCUCUGCCCUCACUGCCUGCCACUGGGCAGGAUCCCUUUCCUCUGCAGGGAGAGGUGGCUCCUCGGCCAGCAGCCCCUGGCAGGCUGCUUCUAAACACGCGUGUUGGCCUGGAGCUGGAGCCACCAACUCCAGGGCCUUUCCAGGGCCAGACAGGUAACACGCAUGAACCCAAGUGACAGCUCCGACGGGCUCUUUCGGUGUCAGGAGACUAAGCUGGCAGGGGCAGGGGUGAACUGGAGGCAGUUGGAGGGGCUGCCUUCCUCACUCAAGUCACCUGUGGCCUGUGGGGCUGAAUGAGGGCCCGGUGUUGCCAGAUCCUUUGUUUGUCAUAAGAAGCUAGAAA
This is a messenger RNA of Piliocolobus tephrosceles (Ugandan red Colobus), 4284 nucleotides long. It is a transcript of the gene MICALL1, whose product is annotated as MICAL like 1. The coding region runs from base 61 to 2649 and encodes 862 amino acids. The record is from RefSeq and is a predicted model, not a curated record. Gene Ontology annotation, molecular function: protein binding. Lineage: Eukaryota; Metazoa; Chordata; Mammalia; Primates; Cercopithecidae. The transcript has 16 exons.